Molecule: messenger RNA, 5330 nt
Organism: Boleophthalmus pectinirostris (great blue-spotted mudskipper)
Lineage: Eukaryota; Metazoa; Chordata; Actinopteri; Gobiiformes; Gobiidae
Product: mitogen-activated protein kinase kinase kinase kinase 3
Biological process (GO): protein phosphorylation
Molecular function (GO): ATP binding; MAP kinase kinase kinase kinase activity
Source: RefSeq, a predicted model, not a curated record
UUGGAGCUACAGUGGAUUCGGGCUGGAAUUUUCUGACGCCGUAUGUUUUUCUUAAAAUAUUGGAUUUUGUCUAUCGUUUGGGGUCCGUCAACCACCUGCGAUCGGUGCCCUAAACGACAGUGACAAUGAUGAACUCUAGUGUCGACCUAUCCCGGCGGAAUCCGCAGGAGGAUUUCGAGUUGAUCCAAAGGAUAGGAAGCGGCACAUACGGAGAUGUGUACAAGGCACGUAAUGUCAACACAGGCGAGCUGGCUGCUAUCAAAGUCAUCAAACUGGAACCUGGGGAAGACUUUGCAGUUGUCCAGCAGGAGAUCAUCAUGAUGAAGGAUUGUAAACACUCCAACAUUGUAGCGUAUUUUGGGAGUUAUUUACGGAGGGAUAAGUUAUGGAUAAGUAUGGAGUACUGCGGGGGUGGCUCUCUACAGGAUAUCUAUCACGUUACUGGGCCUUUGUCAGAGUCACAGAUUGCCUACAUGUCACGGGAGACCCUACAGGGUUUAUAUUAUCUUCAUAGCAAAGGCAAGAUGCACAGGGACAUAAAGGGAGCCAACAUCCUCCUGACUGACAAUGGCUAUGUUAAACUAGCGGAUUUUGGUGUAUCAGCCCAAAUCACAGCAACGCUUGCCAAGAGAAAGUCAUUUAUUGGAACACCGUACUGGAUGGCUCCUGAAGUGGCAGCGGUCGAACGGAAAGGAGGUUACAACCAGCUUGAUAUCUGGGCUGUGGGCAUCACUGCCAUAGAGCUUGCUGAACUACAACCACCCAUGUUUGACCUGCACCCUAUGAGGGCUCUAUUUUUAAUGACCAAAAGUAAUUUUCAACCUCCAAAAUUAAAAGACAAAAUAAAAUGGACAAACAAUUUCCAUCACUUUGUAAAGCUUGCGCUCACUAAAAACCCAAAGAAGAGACCCACAGCUGAAAAACUACUACAGCACCCAUUUGUGUCUCAGCCCCUCAGUCGGACCCUGGCCAUUGAGCUGCUGGACAAAGCGAACAAUCCCGACCACAGCUCCUUCAAUGACAUUGAUGAUGAUGACCCCGAGCCAGAGUCUCCCGUGUCCGUCCCCCAUCGUAUCCGCUCCACCAGCAGGAGUACUCGGGAAGGAAAGACGCUAUCAGAAAUUAACUUUGGCCAGGUGAAAUUUGACCCUCCGUUGAGAAAGGAAACAGAGCCCCACCAUGAGCCUUGUGAUUCUGAGCCCUAUCUGGACUGUGUCGAGGAGCACUACUAUACCGCAAGACCUAAUCUGGAAUUGCAGUUGGAGUAUGGACACGAUUCACCAAGUCUAUUGGGAGGAAACAAUAAGAGUCUGCUGAAGUCUGUAGAGGAGGAGCUGCUGCAGAGGGGCCAUGUGGCACACUUAGGGGAUGAUGAGGAUGAGGAUGGUGCUGAUGAUGAAACUCACACUCAUAAAUCCAGCACUAUCAUGAGGCCAAAAGUACCCCCUCCACUUCCUCCUAAGCCCAAGUCCAUCUCCACUUCCACACCACCACCACAACCGAAACUGAAACCAGACGACAGCCAAUCACACAGCGAGGACGAUGGGGGCGGGACAAUCAAGCGUUGCCCCAUCCCGGAGACUCCAAGCCCAGCCAAACCCUCGAAUGUACCCCCACGACCCCCGCCCCCAAAGCUGCCACCCCACCGGCGCAGUAGCCUAGGUAACGAGAGCACGACCCGCUCGGAAGUGGAAAACUCUGCCCCAGAGGAUGAUGGGAGCUUUAGGCAUUUCUGGGAAUGGCUUCACACGCCUCACACAGAGGAGGAGCUAGAGGAGGCUUGGGAGGUGCUGAAGGAGGUCAAAGAGGAGCAGGAGAAAGAAAAGGAAAAAGCCAGUAAUGGUUUGAGUGCUGCACACAAUGGGGAGAGGGACAGUCCUGCAGAGAGGCAGUCCACAAUGCCCCCUAGUGUCCCAGUACGGAAAGACAAGAAGGAUGUCCCGAUGCCUGUCAGCAAUGGCCUUCCACCUACACCUAAAGUCCAUAUGGGUGCCUGUUUCUCCAAGGUGUUUAAUGGAUGUCCCUUAAAAGUCCAUUGUGCCACUUCUUGGAUUAACCCAGACACAAGAGACCAGUAUUUAAUAUUUGGUGCGGAGGAGGGCAUCUACACAUUAAACCUUAAUGAGCUGCACGAGACUACCAUGGAACAGCUCUUCCCUCGCCGGUGUACCUGGUUGUAUGUCAUGAACAACUGUCUUCUGUCUAUAUCUGGAAAAGCCUCUCAGUUAUACUCGCAUAACCUAAGUGGUCUAUUUGAACAGGCCAGACAGUUACAGAAGUUACCUGUAGCCAUUCCUACACACAAGUUGCCUGAUAAGAUGAUUCCCAGGAAGUUCGCUGUGUCCAAUAAAAUUCCAGAUACAAAAGGGUGCCAAAAGUGUUGCGUAGUGCGAAAUCCAUACACAGGUCAUAAAUACCUCUGUGGAGCCUUCCAGUCCAGUGUCAUGCUGUUGGAGUGGGUGGAGUCCAUGCAGAGGUUCAUGCUCAUUAAGAACAUAGACUUCCCGUUGCCAUGCCCACUGGAGGUGUUUGAGAUGCUGGUGGUACCGGAGCACACAUACCCUUUGAUCUGUGUGGCCGUCACUAAAGGCACAGAGCUCAACCAGGUCGUCAAGUUUGGCACAGUCAACCCCAAUGCCACAUCCUCCUGGUUCACAGAAACAGAUACCCCACAGUCUUGUGUAAUCCAUGUUACUCAGUUAGAAAGGGACACCAUUCUCGUCUGCCUUGACAGAUGCAUAAAGAUUGUCAACCUUCAAGGGCGGUUAAAAUCCAGCCGUAAACUCUCGGCGGAGCUGACCUUUAACUUCCAGAUUGAGGCAAUAGUAUGUCUACAGGACAGUGUGCUGGCUUUCUGGAGACAUGGCAUGCAAGGAAGAAGUUUCAAGACCAAUGAGAUCACACAGGAGAUCUCUGACAGCACACGGAUCUUCAGACUUCUGGGAUCAGACAGGGUGGUGGUGUUGGAGAGCAGACCUACGGACAACCCCACGGCCAACAGUAAUCUCUACAUCCUGGCCGGCCAUGAAAACAGCUACUGAGAAGUACCAACACUUGUACAUGGACACUAAAAGCCACAUUGCACCCGACCACUAAAACAAAACCUGGGAGCGGGCUGCUGGGGAAAACCUCCUUUAAGCAAACACUACUCAGUAUUUAACUGCAAGGCUAUCUGCUAAUGUAAGUGACUGUGUGGAUUUCCAGAUAUUGGGCUGAGGUGCAACAAACAGUGAGGGUCAGUACAAGCUCAUAAAGAAGCUGAAUGAACAAAGUGAGCUGAGAAUCUGGUGUCCUUCAUUUCUGAGUCCAUCCUCCCCGGAGGAAGUAAAGAAUCAACACUACUUCUACAGCUCCCCCUGCACAUGUUACUACUGCUACUAGUGCUAGCUUCACAGACAAGCCAUGUUGCACACCUAACCACCCUUUAUUGUCUCUCUUUGUUUUGUUUUGUUUUUUUCUUUUUCCUUUUUUUAAACACCUUUUAUUUAUUGUACCAUAAGUAACAACCACAAUGGCUUUCUGUUUUUAUUGUUUUUAUAAAAAAAAGAUUUACGCUUCAUCACUUCUGCUAGCAUCAAUGUGCUGUUCCCACACAAGUGCUUGAUUGACCUCUAUUUAAUUGUUGUAAAUAUAAAUGUAGUAUUUUUGACAAACACUAAGAGACUGGUCAUGUAGACAGUGUGUGUAUAACUAUCCAACUGUCGACACAAACAGUAAAACGCCGCAGGUGCACAAGACAUUUCAGAAGUGGAAUACACACUUCCUGGUUAUGCCAUCAUCGGGACUACAGAUAACCAUUAAAGUCUUUUUGAGUAACUGUCACUGCUAAUGCGCUUGAUAUGGACUGUGUAAAGAAGACUCACCGUGAUUGGUUGUUCAUUAUGCAUGUGUCACCAUGGUAACCUCCUUUUGUGUGCACCAAAGCAGCGUCAACGUGACACUGAGUGUCAUGGCUGCUUGUAUUUAAGUUUCUCGUCUCAUCAGAAUUGUUUUUAUGUUAAACUGUAUUAAUCAGAAAACACCCUUUUAGUUUUGUUUUAUGUUCAUUGAACCACUGGUGUUAAACAUUUUGCACAAGGACAAAGGUAUUGAUAAACAAAUGUGAUGUCAUUCUAAAUAUGACCUUGUGUGUGCGCAUGUGUGGAUGUGUGUGAGCGAGUAGACGGUGUGCACAUAACCGUGCAUGAUGUACAGAUUUGAUUUCUAACAUGAUUCUGCUCCUCGGUAGCAAUUUAAACAAAUGCAAAUGGCAGAAGUCAAGACUAAAUAUUAGGUUCCCUGUCUAUGCUUAGCCUGUAGAAGCUAUCUAAUAUUUAUUGGGAAUAUGCACAUUAAAAUGGUAGGAAAGGUUACUUGUACCAUCAUGUAAAUUUGCAAUGCAGAUGGCAAUUUAGUCUUUUAUUGGAACACAUUAAUCAGUGAGUCUCCUGGUCAAGUGUGAGCCACCAUUUCAGAAUAUUCAACAUGUUGUGUUGAUGGUUAAAGUGAUUAUAAAUUGCAAUUCAUAGUUCUUGGUUUAAAGUUAUCAGAAGUUCAUAAAUCAAAACAUGCAGAUAUUUAUGUGUUUAGUCUACAUGAGGCAUUACCAACCAUUUAUCCCAUUUCUAACACUAGAGGUCACUCUAUCAAACACUUAAUUUAUUCUGUGUCCUCAGUAAAGUCAUAACAAGCAUUCUUCCACUCACAAAACAUCUAACUUCCUAUUAGUGUAAUCUAAAUUAUGCCGCCCAUAGAUUUUCAACAAAUACACAGUACUUCUGUUUACAGUGGUCAGAACUAGAGAUUAAAUUAAGCAGACUGUUAUGUGUCAAUAGUAUUUAUUGUCUUAUAUUAAACAUUCCUUUUAAUUUACAUAUUCACCAGUGAACGUCUAAAAUCCUGUAAUGUCAAAUAUUUACUUUCUAAGUUUUCAGAUGUUCCUGGAAAGUUAAUUGUGGUUUAUCACUAACUCAUAUGUUUUUAUUGACUUUUUUAUUGACCUAAGGAAUCAAUUUAAAUAUUUUACAGUUUAUUGUGCAAAAACAUUAAAGAGUUUCUAUUUAAUUAAAGAUGUCUACCAACAUAAAACCAGCCAUGUUUGGGCUGCAUGCUAAUAUAAUUGGACAUGUAGGGAGUAUGUGCAAAAGUAAUUGUAAUAAUGAUUAGUGUGCCCCCUGCUUUUCCCUCACUAUGGUCUUCAGUUUUCAUAACGCAAUGCACACGUAAUGAAUGUAAAUAUUGUAAGAUAAAAUGGGUUUGUUUUACAUACUGUAUAAUUGCCUAUAUUUUGUUUCAGAUGUGUAACAGAUUUAUGAGACGGCAGGUUAACACAUUAAAAAGACAGAAGUGAA